AUGGAUAACCAGACCUUCUCACACACCUCUGAAUGUGAACUCGAGGUGCACUGCUCACCGUUUGGAUUGUCAGGGGUUUUCUUAAAGAUCCAAGGCUCUGACGCCAUUGGCAUUGGAUCCACUAUGGGGAGAUUAACUGGCUUCACGACGGGAAAGCUGCACUAUAACUCCAGUGAUGAUCUUAUAGGUACGAAAUACAAACUGUAUGGUCUUGUUGAGGAUGACGACACGCUUCGAAUUGACUUCAUAAAGAUCUUCACCCACAAACCUGCUGAUUGGAUAAACAAUAGUGGAUCAGAAGGCGAGGGGAACACGAGCGAGAAUGGGAGUGGGUACCCUGAAAAGGAGCAGCUGCCAUUUGAGCAACCUGGUGACGAAGGCUAUGAGCUACCUGACUUGGUCUUCAGAGGGAAGGUACCUGCUGGCAGACCUGACGUUGUUGAGCCGUUCAUUGGGAUAUUCACAUUCGAGAAACCUCAAGUUCAGGUAUAG
Messenger RNA from Williopsis jadinii, 492 nucleotides. RefSeq lists its product as uncharacterized. The record is from RefSeq and is a predicted model, not a curated record. The transcript has a single exon. Bases 1 to 492 code for a protein of 163 amino acids. NCBI's taxonomy places the organism in Eukaryota, Fungi, Ascomycota, Saccharomycetes, Phaffomycetales, Wickerhamomycetaceae.